Hibiscus syriacus is the source of this 643-nucleotide messenger RNA. Its product is annotated as enhancer of rudimentary homolog. The coding region runs from base 120 to 428 and encodes 102 amino acids. The transcript is spliced from 4 exons. The record is from RefSeq and is a predicted model, not a curated record. Lineage: Eukaryota; Viridiplantae; Streptophyta; Magnoliopsida; Malvales; Malvaceae.
GGGUUUCUGAUAUUCGUUUAAUUUUGUUUGUCUUUUGGUUUUUCAGCACUUCAACGUUAGCAGCAGAUUCUCUUGCAUUUCCUGUUUCAGUUCCACCCCAGCAUACGAUUCCGGCAGACAUGUCAAACAGGCACACCAUUAUUUUGAUGCAAACUUCACAGAGCAGAGCAACGAGGACAUUUAUGGAUUAUGAUUCCAUAAGUCAAGCUAUGGAUGGGAUAUGUGGAUUAUAUGAAAGGAAACUUAAAGAUCUAAAUCCAGCAUCAGGAAACAUCACUUAUGACAUUUCUGAUCUUUACAAUUUCAUUGAUGGCCUUGCAGAUAUGAGCGCCCUUGUCUAUGAUCACAGGAUUCAAGCUUUUUUGCCUAAUGACAGGGAAUGGAUCAAACAGAAACUAUUUCAACACCUUAAGAAGUUGGCACAUUAAUUAAAUCGUUUCCGCAGAAAGUGGUAAUAGAAAGAAAAUGUGUAUCAAAGUGCAGAAGAUCUCAUAUGUGAUAACUAUGUGGUCGAUUAUAGCUCCUAGCUUUGCACAUAUGUUUUUGAGAACGAUUGCAGCUUUCUCCAAAGUUACAGAUGAAUAGCACAUGUUUUGUGUGGUCAUUGUUGUACCUAUAAGCAAAGUUAAUGGUAUUUUUGUCU